Messenger RNA from Folsomia candida, 2878 nucleotides. RefSeq names its product endoplasmic reticulum junction formation protein lunapark-B (gene Lnpk). NCBI's taxonomy places the organism in Eukaryota, Metazoa, Arthropoda, Collembola, Entomobryomorpha, Isotomidae. Gene Ontology annotation, biological process: endoplasmic reticulum tubular network organization. The coding region runs from base 604 to 2031 and encodes 475 amino acids. The record is from RefSeq and is a predicted model, not a curated record. Gene Ontology annotation, cellular component: endoplasmic reticulum tubular network. The transcript has 6 exons.
GGUUGCGCAGAUUGCAAAACUUUGUUGGCUAAUUAGUUAUCAUUUAUAGGUAAUAUAAUUGGCCAUAAAUAAAUGCGCAAUUAUGCAAAUUCAGAUAACAAAAGGAUUGAAAGGUGCAAAAUGACAUCAUUUUUAUAGACACGACACGUCGGCGGGAUGCGAGCCAACAGAUCAUCUCAAAUUCUUUUCUGUGUUGUUGGAACAUUCCCAAAAUUUAUGGGGUUUAAUCAUUGCAUAAUUUUUACUGUAAUAAAAAAACAGUGAUCAACAUCUGCUCUACUUUUUUUAGUUAGAAUUAAAUUUAAUUGAACAGUUAAAUUUAUAUGGAAUAGUGUAGUCGUUAAAUUGUGUGUAGGAAGACGAAUUGAAAUCAAAAUUGAUUUGGAAACUCUAAAAGUUCGAGAUUACUGUAAACAAGUUUUUUUAUAGAAAUUUAAGCCCUAAUUUUUUUCAAUCAUUUAAUUAAUUAUGUUAAUGAGGAGGAGGAGGAGAAAGAUUUGAAAGUGUGGAAGGAAAGGGGACGACGAGUAAUAGUAAUUUAGUCGCGAUUGUAAAUUGCUUUUGGGAAUAUAUUUGUUUAAGAGAUUAUCGUUUCAAAUUGAGAUGGGGGUCAUCUUAUCGAAAUUUAGGAGGGCGAAACCUUCCUUGGAAGAUCGGCUUGAAAAGAUUGAUAAGGAACUCCAUGAAAUCCGAAGGUUUCAAAUCGACACGGAGGUCCAACAGAAGCGGAUAAUUGGUCGCUUAUCAAUCGUUGCAUUUAUCGUGUAUGCUCUCUCCAUCCUCGCCUAUUAUCUGUUCAUCCAUACGGAAACGUUCACCUGGGGACAACACGCCCUCUCCCUCCUCCCCUUCAUCAUAUUUCCCUUCAUAAUAUGGAGCCUCCGUCGCCUCUUUGGGUGGUGGUAUCACAGAAAAAUCGAGAUGAAUAAGGAGAAAUCCGACACCUUAAGAAAAGACAGGGAACGCCUCUUGGACGAAGUCAUGGACACAGAGACGUUCAAAGUGGCCAAGAAGAUUUUAGAAAAGUACGCCCCUUCCCACCUCCUCCCCAAAUAUCUGGCUGACCAACAGCGCGCCGGUGGAACACCCAUUACGUCGCGCCCUGCACCUCUCGACAAUCUCGGAAUGCGACGGAGGACAAUGGGUGAACCGUCGGUCUCGCCGCAAGGAAUGCGGAUGGGCCAACCCUUUCCGCCCGGGUAUCGACCCCCGCUCGGCAUGGGAGGCAGGCCUCCCAUGCCACCCAUGCCGUUUAGGCCGCAACAGCAACAAGCUAUCAUGCCCGCGGGUGCGACGCCGAUGAGAUUUGGAACGACACCAGGAAUGGCCUCCGUCCCGACGGGGUACACCCCGAUGCGCUACAUGCUACCUCAAACCCCCUCCGCCCCUACGAUUCAUAAUAGGAAGACCGGCUGGCUCGAUAAGUUGGUUGAUUAUGUCGUCGCGGACGGUCCGGCGCACCGAUUCGCGCUUAUUUGUCGGUAUUGUGCGACUCAUAAUGGACUCGCGACACCGGACGAUUUUCCAUACACGGGCUACCGCUGCAUUUACUGUCGCCAGUUCAAUCCUCCCCGUCAACAGCGCCCCUCCGCUGCCACGCUUCCCCGAAACACCGUCCUCAUCGAAGAGAUGGACUCCUCAAUCGCGAGCAACUCGCCACAAACUACUGUGACCGGCGACGAAAGUGGGGACGAACAAGGAAACACGUCGCAAAAUAUAGAGUCCGAUGGUGCCGGCGAUGGCGAACCUCUCAUCGAAUUGGGUGACUCUUCCGACGCAAAAUCCGACGGGGAAGAGGAAACCCGACCAGAAGAACCGGAAGGACCACCACCCCUCGAUGAAAACGUACCCUUUAUGGACGAUGACGACGAAGAGGAGACCAGCGUCGUAGAAAGUCAGCGAAAAAGUAUUUCCAACGAUGAAAAUGGUGUCGUCGGCGGUAAAUUGGAGGUCAACAUUCGCAGCCAAGAACAAGGACAAGAAAUACUCGAAGAAUCAGCAGAAGUUUCCCUUUCAACGAGAGAAGAUUAAAAUAAAACCCAAAUAUUUUAGAACAGGACAAAUAACAGAGUAAUAAUAUUUUGAAAUCAGUGUUCAAAACAUUCAAUUCUUUAGAAAAUUUUGGAUGAAUAGUGAAAUCUGCACCGAUUACUUACUCCUCCCCAAACUAUUUUUGUACCCCUGCUGUCGUCCCAUAUUUUUACACCAUUAACUAACUAACUAACUAAACUAAUAAUUAACUAAAUACAUAUGUUAACUCGGAAAGUGAUUAGUUGACUUUUGUUAGUUUAUAGUGCUCCAAUUCCAUCCAAGAAAAAGGCUUCAGUUCAGUUCUGUAUUAAUUUCAUGAUUAAGAUAAUUUUAACUCAGUGUGCGGCCGGAAAUGUAAAGUAAAUUUCCGAGUUUUAAUUUCCAGUUGGCUGCCUCGAUCCGCCUGCCGUCCUAUUUACCUUAUUCAAUAAUUAAUUAUUGUGUCACAGGCAUGUGUAGAAAAAGGAUGUGAUGUGAUCUCUUUCUUUUGUUUGUGGGGUCAACUUUUCGCCAUAAGCUCCCAUGUCAAAAACUGAAUAGAAAAUCAGCCAAAAAUCUAGCACACAUCUUUUUCUGCAUAAAUUAUGUUAGUCAGCAAUUAAAUUAUUAGUAUUAUUAUUUUGUUUUAGUUAAUUACGGCAGAAAUUAUGAUUAAAACUACUUAAUUAUGUAUCUAAUUUACUCCGCACCAGGGAGGCCUAAUAAUAUACAAUAAUUCUAUUAAUUAAUUAAUUAAUUAAUUAAUUAAGUUUGGCUUUCUAGUCGUUAAAAAAAUCCUCACAACUCUAAUUUAUCCAAGAUUCCAAAAAUAUCACGAAUAAAAACAUGCAAUCUUCUCUCAGGCAAA